AUGAGCGAGACUACGAGCGAGACGAGCCCAGUUGGUGGGUGCGGGUAUUUUAGAUUGGUCACUACGCGGCCUGGGUCAGCAAAUCCACCAUUUCAAAAAAAGAGAGUAAAUACUUUUGAUAAAAAUGUCGGUGGAUUGUUAAACAAUGGACAUUCAGGGAAAGAAACACGAGGAAAGAGGAAAUUAUUACCACAAUGGGCUGAGAAUGAUGGCAGGAUAUUGCCUAGACCGGCCACGGGUGCAUUAAUAGCUGCAUUAAUAUUUCCGUCUAAACCUUCAUUGCAUUUCUUGGGAAAACGUUUAAAUCUCGAAGCAUUUCCGAGUAAUAAAUCAGUUCCCAUCCGUAAAGAUCUGGUCUAG
Molecule: messenger RNA, 360 nt
Organism: Sclerotinia sclerotiorum 1980 UF-70
Lineage: Eukaryota; Fungi; Ascomycota; Leotiomycetes; Helotiales; Sclerotiniaceae
Exons: 2
Coding region: 1-360 (119 amino acids)
Source: RefSeq, a predicted model, not a curated record